Molecule: messenger RNA, 1461 nt
Organism: Lactuca virosa
Lineage: Eukaryota; Viridiplantae; Streptophyta; Magnoliopsida; Asterales; Asteraceae
Source: the annotation of a GenBank genome assembly
AUGAACGACGGCUCGACAGUCGACGCAAACUUGCAAAGGGAAUACGACGCUGAAGCUGAAGUCCUGAACCGUCAUCACAAUUCUCAGUUUCUCACCAUUGCACGGAAUGGAAUUAAAAAAGAAAUGAAUAUAGGUAAUAAAGUAUACCUUAAAAACAUUGAGCAUAUUGAUGAUGAUUCCCAUAUCAAAGUGCGAGUGUUAAAGAUGUGGAACUUUAUAAAAAAUAAUGCGGUUUUAGCAAUUGAAAUGAUUGUAAUGGAUGAGGAGGGUACAAAAUACUAUUAUCGUGUUUUCAAUCAAAAAUUUUCUAGAUUUGGUGAUCUUUUAAAGGAAGAUCAAACUUAUAUCAUUAUCAAACCCAACAUGGCGGCGGUGAACAAUGGUUUUAGUGUUACGGGUCAUAAACAGACCAUAACUUUGAAUCGAAGAAGUAUUCUAAAAAAAUGUGAGGAUUUUUCAGGUCCAGUGAAUGGUUUUGUGUUUGUUGAUUUUAAUUCUAUUAUCGAACAAACAUGCUCUAGAGAGUCAUUCUUUGAUAUUAUUGGACAAGUUGUCUCAUUUCGUGCACUUGAAACAUCAAAUCCUAACCCAUCCAAUCAUUACAUAAAGAUGACUUUUAGCAACUUACAGUAUGUACACCUGAAGGUCACUAUAUUUGGAACUCAAGCACACCAGAUGUCACAGUACCAUAAAACUAAUCCUACUGUAACUUGUGUUGUUAUAGUGAUGCAAUUUGCUAAACUUAACAUUUGGGAUGGAAUUGGUCAAGCCCAAGGUCAUUUUGAUGUAACCAAAUUGUUCAUUAAUUCAGACACUGUCGAAAUUAUCGAGUUUAAGAAAGAAUUGAAAGCUGAUAACAAUGGAGGUAUGUCUGAAAAAAGUAUAACUACAUUUCUAAGCUACUCUUCUUCUUAUAUAGAUGAUUUUAAAGGUGAUUUCCCUUUAAAAACAGUUUGUGAGAUCACAGAACCACCGAAGUAUUACGAUGCGUGCUCCAAAUGUGGGAAAAAGAUAGACACAAUGCCCAAAGUCAAUUAUUCCUAUAGCACCCCAGACAAAAUUUCAGAGACUGUUGUUACUAAAUGUAAAGAAGCACGUUGCAACACUUCGGAUUUUCAUCCUGUUACAAAGUAUAUGAUUCCAAUCAACGUACAAGAUGUUACUGGCACCAUCAGAUUGACUCUUUUUAAUAGGGAAGCGAAGAAGCUAUUGGGUAUAAGUGCAUACCAAUUGAGAAAAAUACAUGAAGAGGAUGCUAUUUCUUUUACGGAUGGCAAUUUAACUCCGUCGAAUGUUCAUAAAUCGAGCGCAACCAGUCCUGUCAAAACGUCAACUGAUUUAAAGCGCAAUUUGCAUGACGUUUAUGAUGUUGAUGAUGAUGGUGAUGCAAGUUCAACAAAAUCAAAAAGGAAAUCUUUGGGUGAAGAGACUCCACUUUUGGUGCCAAAAGUGGAGAAGUGA